AUGCAGACCAAGCACUUCUUCACCGAUCCGACCCAUUUGGUCAUGACCGCACUGAAUUCGAUUACUCUCACCAACCCCUCGCUUGCAUUCGACGCCGAGCACAAGAUCGUUUUCCGCCGUCCAGAUGCGCCCCGCAAGGCUAAGAAAGUCUCCAUCGUCACCGGUGGUGGAUCUGGCCACGAGCCCGCAUUUGCCGGCUACGUCGGUCAGGGUCUCUGUGAUGCUGCGGUUGCCGGCACUGUUUUCGCUUCUCCCUCUGCGGAGCAGAUUCGCCGAGCUGCAAUUGACCGUGUGCCCACCGAGGCUGGUGUUUUGAUCAUUCCCAACAACUAUACCGGCGAUGUGCUCAACUUCGGUAUGGCCACGGAAAAGUCCCGUGCUGCGGGUAUCCGCACGGAGUUCUUUGCGAUCAAUGACGAUGUAAGCGUGGGGCGGAAGAAGAGCGGCAAGGUUGGUCGUCGUGGUUUGAGUGGUGGUGUGCUGAUCUUGAAGUCAAUUGGUGCUUUGGCUGAAGCUGGUGGCUCUUUAGAUGAAGUCUAUGCUCUGGCCCAGCUGGUCAACGAUAACAUGCUCACCAUUGGCUCUUCUCUGGAGCACGUCCAUAUUCCCGGCCGUGGAGUGCCCGAGGACACUAUCCCGCCGGACCAGAUUGAGAUUGGCAUGGGUAUUCAUAACGAGCCCGGUUCGCAUCGCGACAAGAAUGAGCUCGUCACGGUCGUCUCGACCAUGCUGACCCAGAUGCUUGACGAGACGGACCCGGACCGUGCCUAUGUCUCCCGCAAGUCCGGAGAUGACUUUGUCCUGUUGAUCAACAACCUUGGCGGUGUCAGCCCUCUCGAGCUGUCCGGGAUCCUUGACGAGGUCCACCGCCAACUUGUCCGAGACUAUAAGAUCAAGCCUGUCCGGGUGAUCCAGGGCACUUUCCUGACCAGUCUGAAUGGCCUGGGCUUCAGCAUCUCGCUUUUGAGAUUGGCUGAUACUGGCCUUGGCCCGGGCAAGUCUAUGCUUGAACUCAUUGAUGCUCCGGCCGAGGCUCUAGGCUGGUUUGCCCCAAUUCCCACUUCCGUCUGGGAGAAUCGGGUCGACACCUAUCCCCAAGUUCAAAAUUCUGACUUGGCCGAAAGCGCCCCCAGUAACCUCAAAUUGGAUCCUGCCGUGAUCAAGAAGGUUCUCGGCGCCGGCCUGGCGAGCGUGAUCAAGGCUGAGCCCGAGGUGACCCGGUUUGAUACGAUCGUCGGUGACGGUGAUUGCGGUGUGGGCUUGAAGCGCGGCGCCGAAGCCAUUCAAGCUCUGCUCGAGAAGCCAUUGACCGAUGACGUGGUGGUCACCGUGAGCCGGAUCGUGGACGUGGUAGAGAACGUGAUGGACGGUACGUCCGGCGCGAUUUAUGCGAUAUUCCUGAACGCGUUGGCCCACGGCUUGCGCGAGCAGGACACGGGUUCGGCCCUUCAGGCUUCCACCGAGGUUUGGGCCAACGCUCUCAAGCACUCCGUGACUGCCCUCGGAAAAUACACACCUGCAAAGCCUGGUGACCGCACCUUGAUGGAUGCACUCGUUCCUUUCUGUGAUACUCUCUUCGAGACUCACGAUGUCCGAGUCGCCGCGGCGGCUGCUCAGCAGGGUACCGAGUCCACCAAGAGCAUGAAGGCUAGUCUCGGUCGCUCUGUUUAUGUGGGCGGCGAGUCGGAAUGGAUUGGCAAGGUGCCGGAUCCUGGUGCUUAUGGUCUCACUGAGUUCUUGACUGGACUUGCCGAGUCAGUGUAA
Molecule: messenger RNA, 1764 nt
Organism: Penicillium maclennaniae
Lineage: Eukaryota; Fungi; Ascomycota; Eurotiomycetes; Eurotiales; Aspergillaceae
Exons: 4
Coding region: 1-1764 (587 amino acids)
Biological process (GO): glycerol catabolic process
Cellular component (GO): cytosol
Molecular function (GO): glycerone kinase activity; ATP binding
Source: RefSeq, a predicted model, not a curated record